AGCUAGCUCCUGAUGCCUAUAUAUAUACCUUCAUGCUGCUUCAAGUCAAGGGCUAUACCCCCGAAACCUACUGAUCUCUGAUCUCUCAUCACUACACCAGUAACUCCUGCUGCACCUUAGGAUCUACUCAUGCCAAGCUUGAGCCACUGCAGCAGAUCAUCAGAAAUCAUCCUUGAUAAGCACCUUCAUCGGCUCUCAUCAUGUCUAAGAUGAGGAUGUGCAAGGCCCCCGAGCUGCUGAAGAAGGCGGCGACCGUGUUCAAGAGCAAGACUGAAGCCCUAAGGACGAAGCUCGUCGUCCUGGCCUCGCUCCGCCGCAAGAUGGCGGUGGUCCGUGCGAUUUCUCACCGGAUCCAUGCGCUGGUGUCGUCGGGCCGGGAGAAGCAGGCUAGGUUGGAGUACGGAGACGGGGCACUCGUCUUGCGCAAGGUGGCGACAGGGAUCCUCCAGGAGCAAGCUGAUCAUGGACAUGACGAUGGCGUCAUUAAUCUAUCUGUGGUGGCGAUGUUCGAGGAAGAUGAUCAUGGUUACCCUGACUGGACGCACUCACUGUUCAAUGACGACGGUUAUAACGACGACGAGGAUGACGAAUGUCAUGAUGGUAAUGGUGUUCUUGAUGUGCUCGGCGAGCCCUCCGUCAUGGAUGUCAUCAGGAGCAACCGGGAGGUGGAAGGUUUGGAGUUCAACAUGGAUGAUGAGAUUGAUCAAGCUUGUGACAUGUUCAUAAGGAGAUUCCGGAAGCGGAUGAAUAGGAGCUUUUAGUGAUCUUGUUUAAUUUUCUGUAAGAAUGAAAAGAUUGCUGUUGACAAAUGGAGUGACAGUAGGUGGGUGAAAUAUAUACUGUCUCAUUGAGUGACAAUAGUUGUACUACCAGAAAAAAUAAAAAAUAUUAAUUAAGCUGUCGGGGUCUCCUACCUCACCUCACUU
Messenger RNA from Panicum virgatum (switchgrass), 926 nucleotides. RefSeq lists its product as uncharacterized. The coding region runs from base 201 to 761 and encodes 186 amino acids. The record is from RefSeq and is a predicted model, not a curated record. The transcript has a single exon. NCBI's taxonomy places the organism in Eukaryota, Viridiplantae, Streptophyta, Magnoliopsida, Poales, Poaceae.